Anopheles coluzzii is the source of this 1902-nucleotide messenger RNA. RefSeq lists its product as uncharacterized. Gene Ontology annotation, molecular function: chitin binding. The coding region runs from base 103 to 1836 and encodes 577 amino acids. The transcript is spliced from 2 exons. Lineage: Eukaryota; Metazoa; Arthropoda; Insecta; Diptera; Culicidae. Gene Ontology annotation, cellular component: extracellular region. The record is from RefSeq and is a predicted model, not a curated record.
GUAUUGGAGGGCGCUUAUAAAUACUGACGGACAGGUUCUGGAGUUCAACACUUACCUCCAAAACAGUCGCUGUGGUGUGCACUCCUCAAAAACGAGAUCAAGAUGUCAGGUUGGCCUAUACUAAUUCUGCUAGCGUUGGCGUCUCUGACGUUCAGCGCGAAUGCCCAGGAGUCGUGCCUGAGGUGCGGCUUCCCUACUGGGAACAAGCUUCACGCUCACGCGCAUUGUGCGCAGACUGGGCCGCACAAGUACUUCCGCGAUCAGCACGACUGUGCGAAGUUCUACCAGUGUAACCGGGGCACUGCGUACGAGUUCCUGUGCGCUGAAGGAUAUGGGUUCAACGAAGAACAGAACGCUUGCGAGCAUAUUGCGAAGGUACGUUGCCCCACGGUAAGUUCUGAUCCGAGCAAUACGCAUCAGUUGGAGUACGAUUUUGUGCGUGCGAGUGGUGCUGGACAGCGGAACAGGACUUCAAGCCAUGAAGAAAGCUCCCAUCACAGCAGUUCGCACCAGUUGGAGUACGAUUUUGUGCGUGCGAGUGGUGCAGGACAGCGGAACAGGACUUCAAAUCAUGAAGGAAGCACUUCACACCAACUAGAGCACGAGGUCGUGCGUGCGAGUGGUGCUGGACAACGGAACAGGACAUCAGGUCAUGAAGAAAGCUCCCAUCACAGCAGUUCGCACCAGCAGGAGCACGAUUUUGUGCGUGCAAGCGGUGCCGGACAACGCAACAGGACUUCAAGUCAUGAAGGAAGCCAUACGCACCAGCUGGAGCACGAUUUCGUGCGUGCAAGCGGUGCUGGACAACGGAAUAGGACAUCAGGCCAUGAAGAAAGCUCCCAUCACAGCAGUUCGCACCAGCUAGAGCACGAUUUCGUGCGUGCAAGCGGUGCUGGACAACGCAACAGGACCUCAAGUCAUGAAGGAAGCACUUCACACCAACUAGAGCACGAGUUCGUGCGUGCGAGCGGUGCUGGACAACGCAACAGGACCUCAAGCCAUGAAGGAAGCACUUCACACCAACUAGAGUACGAUUUUGUGCGUGCGAGCGGUGCCGGACAACGCAACCAAACCACGUGCAACAUUUGCCAGCAGGCGAAGCAAGUUAUCCGACGGCAUGGCAACUGUCCCCGCACAAACGGGUACUAUCCGGUGAUGUUCCGCAACGAGAAGGACUGUUCCCAGUUCUACCAGUGCGAUCAUGGUACGGCCUAUCUCAUCCAGUGCCCGGCCGGAUUGCACUUCAACACGCGGCUUAGCGUGUGCGACUACCCGGACAAGGUGGACUGCAAUGGACCGGUGCUGAACGAACACGUGACAGGUGGAGCUAACGGUGGUCAUGGUGGUUCGCCGUCCUGUGCCGUCUGCCAGAGUGCAACCAGUGUUGUGCACCGUCAUCCACAAUGUCCCACCCGAAAUGGGCCCCACCCGAUCAUGUUCCGCCAUCGAACGGACUGUACGAAGUACUAUCAGUGUGAUCACGGCACUGCUUUUGAGAUCACAUGUCCCGCUGGAUUGCAUUUCAACACGGCGCUCAGCGUGUGUGAUUAUCCGGAACGAGUGGGCUGUUCCGAGGGUGCGGAAGGAUCGGGAGGCGCUAGUGAAGCGCCGGCUGUGGACCACCCAGUGGUGGCGAAGAUUCAUCCCAACUGUCCGGCUGUUACCGGUCGGCAGGAGCCUGCCUAUUGGGCCCAUCCGCACGAGUGCGGCAAGUACUUCGGUUGCCAGUGGGGAUGCGUGGAGCUGCUGAGCUGCCCGGCAGGCCAUCGGUGGGACGAUGCUCAGAAGGCUUGCUCGCCGGACGAGUCGCUCGAGUGUGCGAACGCGGAAUGGUAAUGGAGGGGAAUAUUUAUGAACACAUGCUGGAAGCCCAAUAGCAAUAAAGAAUAGUACAAGCAAUUA